This is a messenger RNA of Cuscuta epithymum, 4547 nucleotides long. The record is from the annotation of a GenBank genome assembly. Lineage: Eukaryota; Viridiplantae; Streptophyta; Magnoliopsida; Solanales; Convolvulaceae.
GAGGUGGUGGUGCAGGGAGGCGGUACCACCACCUCCUGUCACCGGGGUAAAAAAAUGCCAAAAAAAUUAUGAAUGCCAUAUUUUUGGCAAAAGUCAAAAGGAUUCAAGUUGGCAGAAUGAAAAUGUUGGCAUUCUCAUAGAGAAAUAUGCCAUUUUUGUGGAAUUUAAAAAAAAAGUGGCAUUUUUUACACCGAUCGGAGGUGGUGGUUCAGGGAGGUAGUACAGGCGGUGGGAAACAUAUCCAUAUUUUUUUUAAUUUUUUUUAUGGAGUUUUACUAUUUUUUUAUUAAUUUUUAAAAUAAAAAAAAAAUUAAAAAAAAAAUUUUUUCUUAUUUUUUAUUUUAUAAAAAUUUAUUAAUUUUUUUAUUAUUUUUCUACGAAUUAUUGAAAUUUUUUCGAAUUUAUUAUGAAUUAAACAUUUAAUUAUGACUUUUAGCUAUCUUUUACUAAUAUUUAAAGGAGGGGUAAGAAUGGAAGGAAGAAAUGAGUAUGUUUCCAAUAGGACCACUAUGGUCCUAUUUUGGAAAAAAAACAUAACAAGUCCUAUUUUGUGUUUUUGCCAUAGUUUUAGUCCUAUUUGAAGUAAUUUCUAUAAACUAAAAUAUGAAAAACGGUCCAAAAAUUAAUUAUUUGGGUGAAUCUGCAAAAGAAAAUAAAACGGCAAAAAUAAUACGAGUAAAUACGUAGUACUAAGUAAAAAUUGAAAUUGAAAAAGUUAACAAAUUGAAAUGUCAAACUAGAAUGAAAGUGUAUUAUGAUGUAUUGCAGGGCACACCGGCACGAACAAAAUCAGAAAAAGAAAGCAAUAGAGACUCGCACCGGGUUACAGAAAAGAAGAAUGAAAAAGAGAAGAAGAAAAGAGCUAAGAUCGAUGAAAGAAAAGAAGAAGACUAGGGCCCGUCGACUACUCCGGCAACGAGUUGCGGUAGAUCGUCAGUGAAAACCGCACAUCUCCAGUGGGCACCUACGAGAAGAAUUACUCCGGUGUUCUCCAAUGGUCUUUCUCUUCGAUGAGAAGAGUUACUCCAGGAGCAUGUUAACUAUGUUGGCAGCUGUUGUAUGCAUGAGUACAUAAGGGUCUUUUUAUCCCUUCCGAUCAAAGUUAGUCAUAUUUAGGGUUCAAAAAGUUGUAACUCCUAUUUAAAUUCAUGGCCUUUGUUUUAGGAAAAAUUCCUUUUGUACACGUUCUUAUAUACAUCAGUAUACCUGUGUCAGUGAGAGUUUUUUUUGUCUGUGAAUGCCAGUUCACAGACAAAAACGGAUUGUUUUGUCUGUGGAAAAUUCUACAGACAAAACAAGUCAGGUUUUGUCUGUGAAUUAACAUUCACAGACAAAAAACCUCUCAUAGACACGGAUGUGUACUGGUGUGUACGAUAACAUGUACACCAAGAAUUCUCCUUGUUUUAGUCCUAUUUAUGUCUUUCUCUCAUUACUAAGAGUUAGUUUUUUCUUUGUUUUUGGAAACAAAGAGCCGGUUAUGAAUUCAUAAUAUCAUUAUUAAAACAAUAGAUAAAUACGAACAAAAAUACUCCUCUGUCCCAUAAAACUUGGCCGAAUUUUCUUUUGAAGUAAUAUGUGAUUAAAGUUAUUUAUCCCUCAUUUGCACAAAUUUUAACCACACAAAUUUUAAUUUACGUGUAAAUCAAUUAAAAAAUUUUGGCCAAGUUUCUUGAGGAGCGAGUACUUCCUAAAUAAAACCAUAGCUAACUCGAAAUCUGGGGGAAAUUGACAGAAAGAAGAGUCAAACUGUAAGAAAUAGCAAGUGACAUCAAUUCAUCAUUCCCCCGCCCAAUCGCUGGGAUAGAAACUUUCGGGCAAGGUCGCGUUUCUUCAGCAAUUUGGAUUUCCCCGACCUCCGUCUCUUGUAGACAUCUCCAGUAUUGAACUUUUUUUUAUAUUCAAAUAUUCUGGGCACAUACUUUAUUCAUGUCAGUGUACGGUAAUUGUUGAUUAGUUACCCCGUCAAUUACUUACCGCUACUAGAUCAUUGCUUUGCAUAUCCGUAUCUUCUUCUAUCUUGAAUUUUGGUUGUGUGUUUUUUAAUAAGAUUACGGCAGCAGGAUUUCAGUUGAAGUUGAGGGCGAUUAGUUUGGAUGUCCAAGUAUUGGGGGAGCCAUUUUAAGUGUGUAGUUUGAUCUUUGUGGUGCGUAUAAGAAUUGGGCCGGAGUCAUUUUCAGCACACGACCUGAGUUUUCUUGCGAUUCAUGAAUUCGUAGAAAUGAAGAGGUUGAAAAAUGAGGUACCCAACAUGAGGAGAUUCAGAUUGUCAUAUAUUCUCUUGGGUUUAUCUGGAUUUUAUUUGAUUAUCAUUUGCUUUAAGUUCCCGGAGUUUCUUGAGAGCGCCACAGCUUUUAGCAGUGACAAUGGAGAUACUGCUAAUAUGGGUAUGGAUGCAUUCUUUACCGGGGAGGAAGAAGAUGGUGAAGAAGAACUUAAGAAACGGCAUCUGGGUUCCGUUUACAUAGAUGAUUAUAACCGGAUUCUUCAAAAUAAUCCUAACUUCGAUGCACCUGUAAAGCCUCAUAAUAGGAUCGAUUACAGUCGAAUAGCAACUGCAGUCUUAAACAGACCCGGCAUGACUGGUAAUCUUACUGUAUUGGACAGAAUGGCAGAGGAAGCUUGGAAUUUAGGGUUAAAGGCGUGGGAAGAAGCAGAUGAAUAUGACGAGAAGGAGAUGAUCACAAAUUCCAUAAUUGAGGGAAUGCCUGAAUCAUGCCCAUCCUCCAUCACCACAAAUGGGGAAGAUUUGGCUAAAAGGGACAGUGCUAUGCUCCUUCCAUGUGGCCUUUCAGCCGGCUCUUCUGUCACAGUGAUUGCCACUCCGGGCUAUGCGCAUCGUGAGUAUGUGCCUCAGCUUGCUAAGAGAAGUCACAGAGACGCUUUUGUUUUAGUCUCCCAAUUUAUGUUUGAAUUACAAGGCUUGAAGUCUGUGGUUGGGGAGGACCCACCAAAGAUUUUGCAUCUGAACCCUCGGUUGAGAGGAGAUUGGAGCCACCGGCCAGUAAUUGAGCAUAAUACCUGCUAUAGGAUGCAAUGGGGUAAAUCUCACAGGUGUGAUGGUAUACCUUCCCUAAGUGAUGAGGAUAUGCUUGUUGAUGGGCAUUUGAGAUGUGAAAAAUGGAUGCGAAAUGACAUUAACGCUUCAAAAGAGUCCAAAAUAUUUUCUUGGUUUGAUCGGUUUAUAGGACGAGCAAAGAAGCCGGAGCUGACCUGGCCAUUUCCCUUUGUGGAGGGUAAAAUGUUUAUUCUCACUGUCCGUGCUGGCAUCGAUGGGUUUCAUAUAAGUGUGGGUGGACGACAUCUUUCUUCAUUUCCAUACCGAACGGGAUUCACACUGGAAGAUGCAACAGGGUUGUCUAUAAGAGGUGAUGUUAAAGUUCACUCAGUUUUUGCAACCUCUCUCCCAACUUCUCAUCCAAGCUUCUCACCCCAAAGAGUGUUGGACUUCUCAGAGAAAUGGAAGUCUUCCCCAUUACCCCGUAAUCCUAUUCGUGUUUUUAUUGGCAUUCUGUCUGCCACUAAUCACUUUGCAGAACGCAUGGCUAUUAGAAAAACAUGGAUGCAAUCUCAAGCAAUCAAAUCCUCAGAUGUAGUGGCCUAUUUCUUUGUUGCAUUGAAUCCAAGGAAGGAGUUGAAUGCAAUUUUAAAAAAAGAGGCUACAUACUUCGGGGACAUAGUAAUAUUGCCAUUUAUGGAUAGAUAUGAGUUAGUGGUUCUCAAGACUAUUGCCAUUUGUGAGUUUGGGGUUCAAAAUGUGACCGCUUCUUACAUUAUGAAAUGCGAUGAUGAUAACUUUGUAAGACUUGAUGCUGUUCUUCAAGAAAUCAAUCAUCUUCCUCCUAGAAAGCCUCUUUACAUGGGAAAUCUGAAUCUCUUGCACCGACCUCUGAGAAACGGAAAAUGGGCAGUCAGUGCUGAGGAGUGGCCAGAAGAUGUUUAUCCUCCCUAUGCUAAUGGGCCUGGAUACAUCAUUUCCAAUGAUAUUGCCAAAUAUAUCUCCUCUCAGCAUCUCAAUCACAGUUUACGGAUAUUCAAAAUGGAGGAUGUGAGCAUGGGAAUGUGGGUGGAGAAGUACAACAGCACAAACCCCGUCCAGUAUUCUCACAACUGGAAGUUCUGUCAGUAUGGAUGUACAGAGAAUUACUUCACCGCGCAUUACCAAUCUCCACGACAAAUGGAGUGCUUGUGGGACAAUCUACUCAAGGGCCGUGUUCGUUGUUGCAACUUCUAGAUUAUUACAUCCCCACUUGAAAUUCACACUGAAUCUUUGGUCUGAUUUCGUGCAAGUUUUUUCCAGCAGAUGUCGGUUACCCUACAACCGUUUAGGAUUGUGAACGUGUAGGGUUUUCUACAGAUUGAUUGGUUAGUUUUGUUUCAAAUAGCCAUUACAGUGUCGAUUGUAGCAUUUGGGGACCUCUCUGCCCUGGCACUGAACCAGCAAUCGGGUUCCUUGUCAGUGCUGAAGAGCCAUUUAUAGUACAGUAAGGUCUGUAUGGCUGGACUCUGGAUGCCAAUUUUGUGAGCAAUUUUUUUUUAUAAUGUGUGUG